This is a messenger RNA of Leishmania major strain Friedlin, 1356 nucleotides long. RefSeq names its product protein phosphatase 2C-like protein. Gene Ontology annotation, biological process: protein dephosphorylation. The coding region runs from base 1 to 1356 and encodes 451 amino acids. The record is from RefSeq and is a predicted model, not a curated record. The transcript has a single exon. NCBI's taxonomy places the organism in Eukaryota, Euglenozoa, Kinetoplastea, Trypanosomatida, Trypanosomatidae. Gene Ontology annotation, molecular function: protein serine/threonine phosphatase activity; cation binding.
AUGCCGGCAGAGAAGAAGAGCGACGCGACAGCGACGCGGAAACCCGACUCACCUCACUCGCCCAAGUCGCCAGCCUCCGCCGGCGCGACAACAGCCUUUGCUUCUGCGAAGAAGAAGUCUAUCCUGCGUCCGAAGCAGAAACCGCCGACAGUUCCCGUGAACAAGAGCAGCUCUACAAGCAGUAGUACAUCUGUGGGCAAACACCCGAAUUUUCUCUCGCCACUGCCAGCGAGCUCACCGACGAGACCGCGCGACUCGGCAAAGACUGGCAUACACCCGCAAGCGUCACCCCAUUCCCCAGGUGUAGAAGAUGCGUCCGCACCGCAGCCGGCCUGCGACGGCAGUCACGGCAAGGGCCAUCAGGCUAACCACGUGGUUGUUCCUUCCAAUGCGAGCUCCGCAGCGCCGUCGCGGCAGAACUCGACGACGCUGCACCCCCUUUGCCGCCACAGUAGCUUGCGCAAGACCGCCUUCGUUGUCGUAGACUACGGCGCGACCGCCGAGCAGGGCACCCGCAAGACGAUGGAGGAUCAGCAUACGAUGCUGUCCGAGGGGAUUCCGUUUUUCGGCGUCUACGACGGUCACGGCGGCACCCAAUGUGCGGAGUACCUCCGCGACCAAUUACACGGGCUCAUCCUCGGCCAUCCAGAGGUGAAGACUAAUCCCGAGAAGGCCAUCGUCGAUGGCAUAGUGGAGGCUGACCGAGCCUUCCUCGCCCGCUCUGAGGCGGAGACGAACGAGUCUGGCAGCGUCUGCGCGGUCGCUCUGAUCAUAGACGACAAGCUUGUGGUAGGGAACGUGGGCGACGCCGAAGUUGUGCUUUCGCACAACGCAAAGCCAGUAGUUCUCACCGUGCGACACAACAUCGCCAGUAACCCGAGCGAGGAGGAGCGAAUUCGGUCUGUAGGGGGCAAGGUGUGCCACAAUCGUGUAGGACACCCGAACUACAACCCGGCGGUCGUUAGUCUUGCCGUGACGCGUGCCAUCGGAGACGCAGGCUUCAAGCUUGCCAAGUACACGGAUGGUAAGCCUUCCGGAGUGAUCGCUGUCCCGGAGACGUCGGUUACCCGACUGACGGAUGAGGAUGAGUUUCUCGUGAUCGGUUGUGACGGACUCUGGGAUGUCAUGACAUACGCAGAGGUAGUAGACUUUUGCUCCCAACGAUUACGGGAAGGCGUGCCGGCGCAGUGUAUCGCCGAGGAGUUAGCUCAGGCAGCUCUCACGAAAGGGAGCACUGAUAAUGUUACUGCCAUGCUGGUUCACUUGACACGUCGGGAGGGACCUCUGAGCACGCGCGAGUUUGUGCCUGAAGCGGCUGUAUCGACCUCAACGCGCAACCUCUCCGAAGAACCUUAG